Messenger RNA from Vigna angularis (adzuki bean), 1323 nucleotides. Its product is annotated as E3 ubiquitin-protein ligase RMA3. Gene Ontology annotation, biological process: ubiquitin-dependent protein catabolic process. The coding region runs from base 209 to 961 and encodes 250 amino acids. The record is from RefSeq and is a predicted model, not a curated record. The transcript has 2 exons. Gene Ontology annotation, cellular component: endoplasmic reticulum. Lineage: Eukaryota; Viridiplantae; Streptophyta; Magnoliopsida; Fabales; Fabaceae. Gene Ontology annotation, molecular function: ubiquitin-like protein conjugating enzyme binding; metal ion binding; ubiquitin protein ligase activity.
CCCCGCAACACAAUCUUCUUCCACAUUUAACUCUCCUCCAUUGUUUCUGUCACAUUCCAAUUCUCUCUUGCUCCCCGUAACGCUUUUCUUUCAUUUUCACUUUCUUUCCCUUCCAACUUUUUUUCUCCUCUUGUUCCUUUUAUGCAUUGCGUUCUCCAUUGACACUUUUUCUUGUGUUGUAAAGAUUGUAUAUUCUGGAAGAAAUACCAUGGAAUCUAAACACUUUGACUCCAAUGGGGAAGUCUCUCUAAAGCAAAAAUCAAAAUCCAUUUCAGCUGAGCCAACAGUCUCUACGUGUGAAAAUGAUUGCUUUGAUUGCAAUAUUUGUUUGGAAGCAGCAUAUGACCCUGUGGUUACACUCUGUGGUCACCUUUACUGUUGGCCAUGCAUAUACAAGUGGCUGCAUGUUCAAAACUCAUCUGUUGAACCAGACCAGCCGCAGACAUGCCCAGUUUGUAAAUCUAAGAUCUCUCACACCUUAGUAGUCCCUCUCUAUGGCCGUGGAACAUCAAAUUCAGAAUCAAAGGCCAAGAAACUCCAGAUGAGUCUUGGAAUACCUCACAGGCCACCUCCUUACAACUUGAAUGAUUUGUUAACUUCUUCUGCUCGUGCACCAGCACAUUCUGGCCACCAACUUCAUCCAAGUUAUUUCCAAUCACAGCCAAGACCAUUUCAUUAUCAGCAGUACUUCCCUCACCUCUAUGAAAGCUAUGGCACCAAUGGAUUGCCUUAUCUUGGAGGUGCUGCUAUGACUAGCUUCUUUAAUCCUAUGAUUGGUAUGUUUGGUGAGAUGGUCUUGACAAGAAUUUUUGGGGUCUCAGAUGCAAACUUGUUUUCAUACCCACAUAAUGGAAAUGGCAGUCCUAGAAUGAGAAGGCAAGAAAUGCAGAUUGACAAGUCCCUGAACAGACUUUCCAUCUUUCUCCUAUGUUGUAUAAUUUUGUGUCUUCUAUUAUUCUGAAGACAUUUUACUGCACACACUGUAUAGGCACUCAUGUUCAUCUCUGAAUAUUUAUAUUGUUAGGAUCUACCAAUAGGUUGUUCCAUCAUGUGGAUAGUAGAUUUUAGAAAAUAUAUUGUGAUUAUGAUAUCGGUCUUGUUAUUUUAUGAUGAUUAACUAUGGCAUGCAUGUAACUAGAUGGAAGUUUAUGUUCCUGCUGUGGUGCCAAAUGACCUACAAACCAGAUGGAGCAGUUAGUAAGAGGUAUGGUGAAGAAGAAUUCUUAGAGUUUCAAGAGGCUUCAAACGUGACCAUGAAAAUAUGUUCUCUCCCUUCCCUCCUUUGUGUUGAAUCAAUUUGUAUUGGAACUUGUUUAUUCCUAA